ACUGAGGAGGUAGAUGAACUCAAUCGUGUGGCCAAUGCGGGUCCUCAUCCAGAGGAUUUUUACGGGCCCGAUGACUCUUCUGCCCCGACAUCUCUGCCUACAGUACCCCCUGCCUUCGAUUGGGACAUAGACGGUGCUAUUGCGCGAGCUGGCUUACGGCAUCCGGGUUGGACAAUCCCUUCGCCUUUUGUCCCGAAGUCACGUGCUUGGGACACUAUUUGUCUUCGAGGUUCUGCCCGUGAAGAUGCUACCUGGCUUACACGCUCUCCCACCGCCGUUUCAGUCGAGGCUUAUCAGUCUCAUGAGUGGCAUGACUACUGGGAGACCUUUGGGGACACUCGCUGUUCGUCCCGCAUGUUGGGGUCCACGAUCAUCUUCGAAGAUCUUAAGGUGGCUGGUGUGGUGUCGUCUCUUGACGAAGAUUGUGCCGGACGUUGUUUGCUACUCUCCGGGUUGAGUGCUGGCCCCUAUCGCGGUGUGUCCCGUGAGGAUGACUCAUAUCCUCCUCCCUAUAUUCCGGCGGCCCCUGCCAUUCUUCGGUGGUUGCAUAGUGCUGAUAUCCCCGCCACCGCUGUAACCAUACACUGCGAUUAUGGGCAUCGUUAUGGUGAGCCGAGGAGUGAGUGUACUGUUCUUUGCUGUUGUCCCGCUCAUACUGAGCUAAGUGUUCAUAGGAUUAUGCGUUUGUCCCGAGAACGACCUUUACGCCCUCGAGCAUAUACUUUCGUCGCUCGGAGCAACCGCUCCUUCGACUUGAACUUGUGGGACCAACGGGGACGCCGUUCUGGACUGGAUACUCCUGAAGCCCUUGUCGAUCUUCUCUACAAGUACGAGGUGGCGAAGAAUCAGUUCGAGAAUGCCCCGUUGCCUUUCACUCGAUUUUACCGUUGGCCUCAGUUCUUUCGGGAUAUCCGCCCGCAUGAGUGGUUAUUAGCCGAGCAGUAUGCUUAUCCUUACAAUGUGGACUAUGAGAACGUCUCCAUUAAUCAUAUUUGGCGUCGUACUGGUCUCAAUGCUGGAUUGGAAGAAGUAGUGUAUCCCCUUCUGGACUAUUACCGUACGGCUGAUACCCGUUUCGUCCCGUCCAGGUGGCCUGGUUGGAACUAUCGUGGCCUCAAUUAGGAAAGUGGAUCUUUUGCUUAUUUUCUGUCCCGUAGCCUCGAUACCCGUGUAUCGUGGCUCGGUUGACCUUUGCUAGACUCUAUCUUUCCGUCAGCUAUUGUCAUCGUCCUUAUUAUUGUGAAGUCUGAGGGUUGGCUCAGGUUUUGGGGGGGACGAGGUGUUGUGGGUCCAGUUUGCCUGCACCCUUGUAAUCUCAUCAAACCUUCGCCUUCCUCAGUAUAGCGAAUGAGCCCAAUAUCGAUUACUGUGCUGCUAAGUCUGUGGUAUUCGUACAGAACUUAAGUGCAGGUAGUGCGCUUAUUGUUAUUGUCCUAGGGUCGUAGUAUUGGUUGCUCUAGCUC
Messenger RNA from Perkinsus marinus ATCC 50983, 1463 nucleotides. RefSeq lists its product as hypothetical. The transcript has a single exon. The record is from RefSeq and is a predicted model, not a curated record. Bases 355 to 1122 code for a protein of 255 amino acids. NCBI's taxonomy places the organism in Eukaryota, Perkinsozoa, Perkinsida, Perkinsidae.